Anopheles coluzzii is the source of this 5068-nucleotide messenger RNA. RefSeq names its product myb-like protein Q. The transcript is spliced from 3 exons. The record is from RefSeq and is a predicted model, not a curated record. The coding region runs from base 510 to 998 and encodes 162 amino acids. Lineage: Eukaryota; Metazoa; Arthropoda; Insecta; Diptera; Culicidae.
GGAGCGUGCAUUAGUUUACGUCCAACGUUCGAGUCAUGCGGAUGUGCUUUUCCCACCUGCCUGAGCGACCAGCGACUCUUUGUCUUUGCCAGUGUCGUCGACCGGAGGCAAGGUUGUAGUGAAGAGGCAAAUAUUUCCCGCCCGUGUUGCAACGUAUAGAAUUCGAAAAAGUAUUAUCGACGUGCGAUCCAGUGAAUCGGGCUUGACACGAAAGUAUAAAAAGGUUCCUUUUGGGAGCCAGGAGAAAAAGCCAAACAAAAGACAAGCAAAUUACCGUUGCAUGAAAAAACAACACAAAAACUUGCUGGUAACGUUUCGCGAAUGCAUCUGUUGCAUCGGUGCAGUGUCGAUCGGUGCCAAGUGUUAGCUUUCCCAGUGCGAAGGGCAGUGUGACUGUGUUGUGAAUCCAGUGAAGCGUGAGCGACGUUCAAAUCAUUCAACACUAAAAAAAAACUGCAAUCUAUCCGAAAGCGUAGUGGGUGGAUCGUUUUUUGUUUUACUGGUGCAAGAUGGCAAUCGCAUUCUACAUACCGUCGCUGGACGACGAGGCGGAAAACCUGCGCCUGCUGCAGCAGCAACAGAUGGUGCUGCAGAGGCAGUACCUGCUGCAGCAGCAGUACCACCUGCAGGCCCAGUUGAAUCUGGUCCACCAGCAGCAGCUCGCGCUGGAGCAACAAUCAGCCGCCAUAUCCACCAACACGGCCGCCCCGGGCACUGCCGGGCCGAACGCCGCCACAGUCACCGCCGCAACACCGCAACCACCAGCAGCGUCAAUGCCACCAUCAACAACCACCAACACCCAGAUCCCGUCGAUGGUCUCGGCAGCCGGAUCCACUCAGCAGCAGCACCAGCAGCACCAUCACCAACACCAACGGUUCCAGGUGGUCCGGGCAGUGCUGCACGACAUCCUGUUCCGUCAUCUGCUGGACAAUGAUCCAGCCUGCAGUCGGUGUACGAUCUGCAGCAAGCUGCUCCUGCUGCUCCGAAAAAUUUGUUAAACAGUGUAUGCGUGUGUGCGCGCUUUGUAGCAUCUGCAUCUGCACCAAAAAAGAAAAAAAGAAAGCCAAAGCCGCCGAGAAUCUACAACAACAACUACUACUACAACUACUACUGCCGCAACAUAAGUCACCAUUUUCUGCGAUGUUUCUACCGACACAAAGACGACGAAGAAGGAGGAGGAGGACGACUACCGAUCGAAACCCCAAGACAUUAAACCCCAAGCGAGUGAGACGUUCAAUCUCUGCACCGGCGUACGGUGUGGUGUAUGUGGCUGUGAUCCAUCCUUUUUCAAACGAAACCAAACCCUCCUUGGGGGCCGGUCCGUGGGCUGUGCAUUAACCAGACGGUGCAUUUGUUUUUCAUACGACUUUCUACGCGCGGCGCGUCCAAAGGACUCCGCCCGCAGGCACCGACGGUAUCCGGACUGGUAGUUUAUCCGAAUUUUCAUCGGUAGGGCAUUCGAUGGUGUCGUCGUUAGUAUCGUAGGCAUGAAUUAUAAUGCAAAAUGUUUCAACCACCACUUCCAACCAAUGGAGCAAAAAAAAAAUCAAACUCACAUGCUGAAGAUGGAGAUGGUCUACAAAGAACGCUGAAAGAGCAAGGCGAGGAGACACAAGAUGCCAAGAGCAAACAGAGAACCUGUGCCAACUAUCGGAUGUUCGAAGGGACUGUUCCUGUAGAAAAGGGAAAGAAGGUAGGGCACACACAUACAUCUAAUAUUAGCGUUAUUAUUAGUUUUUGUCGAUCGCUCUUUUGUCGAUAAUUCUCUCAUGGGCUGCUCUAGAAUCUGUCGUACACAGCAUACGAAAAAUUUGUCACCCAACUCUUUUGUUUUCAUUUUUUAAGUACCAUAACAAGCUUACUUAUUUAUCACCAUGACAAGCUACAAUAGCAUAAAAAUGGUCAAAAUGUAUGUAACAUUUAUUGAAAAUACGAAAACAAACAGUCGGGCACCUCCAAAAAUUUGAGCUUAUGAAUUUAGGAUACUUGCUAUGCUUUUUUUCUUUCACAAAUUAGUAUCACCAUAGGGCAUAGGAGCUAAUAAGCUGACAUAAUUUUUUAUGAGGUGUUACGAAAAAACAUACUGAUGUGAAUUACGACAUGUUUAACAGUGUUUGAUCAGGAUUUAGUAGUGUGGUCUCCAACCUUUGGUCCGCCACUUGUGGCUCGUGGUGUAAAAAGACGUGGUACGCGAAAAGUUUGAAUGCUUAUUAUAAUACAUAUAGUUCAAUUUUUUCCUGCACAAUCAAGAUUAAAUUUUCAAUAGGCUUUUCUAGAAUAAUAUGAUACAUAUUUUUGAUCAAAAAGCAUUAAACUCAGUCUACUAAACAAAUGCACUUAAUAUAUGUGAGUGAUCGUAAAAAAGGUUGGUGAGCUCUGUUCUAAUGCACCUCUAUACAACAUCAUAGGAAUGUUCUUCUAGUUUAUGGUAUGACUGAUUCUUAAGCAAUCCCUAAGAGAGAGAAAGAGAUAGCGAUAGAGAGAGGAAGAGAAAGAGAGAAAGAGAGACAACGCCAAUCGUUUCGUUAUAAAACAAAAAUUUGCAAACAACCAACCCCGCAAUUCUUCCCUAUGGUGGGGAAAAUUUAAUUGAAAAGGUUUGUUUAAGACGUCCAAAAGAUUUGUGCAUAAUUGUGCAUCUUAUAAUUACAGCAAGUUGUGCGUGUAUGUGUGUUUCAUAUCAAUUCUUAACUACCCAACAAUAGUAGAAACGGAGGAAUCGCAUCAGUUGGGAUCCGGUAAUGGAAGGGUCGAUAGGAACACAUAUUAACUUGUGUUUUUCAGGAGCAUCGAACAUGCCAGAUUCGGUUUUAAUAUUGUAAUUGGUUUCAUUCUGCCCGUUGGCAGCAUACCACAUAUACACACAAAUACACUUAAAAUACUUAAUUACUUACAAAAGCGUGUAGAUUGUAAGCAGUAACUCGAAAUAGAUUUACGCAACAACAACAAAAACCCAUUAUACUACUAUAUACCCUACACUAUUCUUAAACGGAUACCGUGACCGUGGUUUGAACUUAGCAUUGUAAGACAUUUUAACCUGGCUGUAAGAAAUAACCAUUGCUUUGUAAAGAAAAGAAAAACAAACAAACAAAUGCGACGUUGUGUUAUAGAGAGGUUCGUCAUUUGCACGAUCAAUGGAAGCGAAGCGUAGGAGUCGUUCACCGAGAACAACACAAAAACUACUUAGUGCAAAUAUCCAAACAACAACAAAAAAAAACACCCCCUUAAACCUAAUCCUUAUUGGUAAAUGCUAUUUUGCGGGGGCGCUUUUUCCAAGUUUCGAACUCUCGACGGCAUAACAUAUCAAAACUGCCAACUGCGUAACAAAAUGAAAAGUAACAACAACAAAAAAAGAAGCAAUAAUCAAAUUUGGCCUCGUGUAAUCAAAAACGUUUGAAUUUCCGUUUUGUUUAAAUCUUUUUUGUUCUGCAUUUGCUUCUCUCAUUUGUUCGUGCGGGUAGAUUGUGGCGGUGGUAACUUUGCUUCUACUAUUAUUAUUUAUCGUCCAUCACGUGUAGGUUAAGUUCGUGAUUUCGUUUACGGUCAGCUUUCGAUCAAGAUCUCAUUAAAGCACUUUGUGUACUCUCCCCCUUCGCCGUCUCCUUCCCAUUACCACCGUACGAUCAGGGUCCAAAGUAUUACUUCAGUUGGGACAUGUGUGUUUGUGGUUGAGGGAUGUGAAGGGAUGUGUAAAUUUGUUAAUUGGUAUCCCGAAUUCGAAAAAAACAAACAAUUCUAUUGAAAUUCGUCUCAUAAAAAUAAUUUAAAAAAAAAAACAAUUACACAUGUGCAUAACCCCCACCCAAUUAACACUACUGACCCGACUGUUCGGUGGUUUUGGUUAAAACAAGAACAAACGAAACCAAAAGCUACUUAAUCUAAUGUCAGUCUAGUUUAUGUUUUGCAUUUUAAACGAUGCUAUGUUUUAUUUAGUGCAUUUUCCCUGCUUCACCUUGCGUACUACUCCCCGCCCCACCACUCAUUACAAAAUCAACACUCUACGUUGAUUUUCAAUGCUCUCGCUGAUUGCUGUGACAUUUAAAAUUAAACAAAAACUACGAAGAGCGCGAGCUGUGUGCAAGCUAGGAACGCAGAUAAACCAAUAAGGUCCUUUUCCAUGUUGUACCGUGUUUCUGCCAGCCACACGUCUCGUGCUCAUUAGAUAAGCGUAUGUAGUAAUAUUUUUAUUCGUUUUUUACGUUUAUUUUUUAACACUAGAACUACCAAGUGUUUUAAGUGUCUAUGACAAAACUGCUGGAUAAAACAUUUUGAUGAGCUGAAUUUUGUUUUAUUACUUCAAUUUAAGCUUUAUCAGUCAAAAUGACCGGUAGUUCUAAUGUUAAAAUCGUACCUUCUGCUCUGUCCCUUCGGAUCGGAAAAUGCAAUUUUUGUUUGCCACAUAACAAACAAGAUCCCACAAGGACGGAUGUUGAGAAGGAUUCGUUUUAUUUUUUAUUAUUAUUUUUAGCUAUGAUUAUUUUGUCUUAUUUUCUAAUUCGACGCAACAACCGUAGUCGACGAAGAAGAAGAAGAAGAAGAAGAAAAAACAACCAAUGCGAAAUGAGGUUUUUCUUCGGUGCAUAGUUACGAGGAGAGAGAAGAGAGAAACCAAAAUGCGUAAAUUCGUAAAUAUCUUCUUCUUUGGCUCAACAACCGAUGUCGGUCAAGACCUGCCUGUACCCACUCUUGUGGGGUUGGCUUUCAGUGACUAAUUGAUUCCCCCCCAUAGCAGGAUAGUCAGUCCUACGUAUGGCGGCGCGGUCUAUUUGGGGAAUGAACCCAUGACGGGCAUGUUGUUAAGUCGUACGAGUUGACGACUGUACCACGAGACCGACCGAGAAAUUCGUAAAUAUACACUAUAUUUUUUCAUUCUCAUCGUACUCACCUUCUCCUCCUCCGCUCCGUAAUUAUCGGUUGAGUUUUGUUUUCCCUGAACAUUGUGAGUUACUGGAAGUAAGUCGGGUUAGUGUUUAAGGAAAGCAAACAAUGUGAUCAUUAGUAGAGCAGCUAAGCCAAUAAAGAAAAAGCACAGCAUUUAAACUAAAAGCGUAAAAUCGAACUGAAACAA